Loxodonta africana (African savanna elephant) is the source of this 6025-nucleotide messenger RNA. RefSeq names its product olfactory receptor 7G2-like. The record is from RefSeq and is a predicted model, not a curated record. The transcript has a single exon. Gene Ontology annotation, biological process: G protein-coupled receptor signaling pathway. Gene Ontology annotation, molecular function: G protein-coupled receptor activity; olfactory receptor activity. Gene Ontology annotation, cellular component: plasma membrane. Bases 726 to 1661 code for a protein of 311 amino acids. NCBI's taxonomy places the organism in Eukaryota, Metazoa, Chordata, Mammalia, Proboscidea, Elephantidae.
AUGGCUUUAACAAAGAGAAAUUUAUUUCUUCACAGUAAAGUAGGCUAAAAGUUCAAAUUCAGGAUGUCUGCUCCAGGGGAAGCCUUUCUCACUCUGUCAACCUUCUCAUCAAUAUUCCCCCAGACUAGGAGCUUCUUUGCCCAGGUACCCUGGGUCCAAAGGACACACUCUGCUCCCAGCACUGCUUUCUUGGUGGUGUGAGGUCCUCCUGUCUCUCUUCUUGCUUCUCUCUUUUAUAUCUCAAGAAAUUACCUUAAGACACAAUCCAGUCUUUAGAUUGAGUCCUGCCUCACUGACACAAGUGCCCCCCACCCACCUUCAUUACCGUCAUAGAGGCAGGAUUUACAAUAUAUAGGGAAAUCACACAAUACUGGAAAUUAUGGCCCAGCCAAAUUGAUACACACAUUUUUGGGGGAAUAUGAUUUAAUCCAUGACACACACACACACACGCACAAUCACAAUAGGACAUGUCAUUGUGAGGCCCCAUAUGCUGAACACUGUACCAGGGGUGGUUUUCAAACUUUAGCAUACAUGAAAAUACAUGGAAGUCUUGUUGAAACACAUAUGGCUGAUCGUCAUCCCAGAGUUUAUCAUCAGUAAGUCCAGAGUGAGUCUGAAAAACUUAUAUUUCUAAAAAGAUCCCAGGUGAUGCUCUUGCUGGGCAUCCAGGAGCCACACGUUUGAUUAUCUGUCAUCCCAUCUUUUCCAUCAGAUUCACCAACAAUAUGGAACCUAGAAACCAAACAGAUGUUUCAGAAUUUCUUCUUCUGGGACUUACAGAGGAUCCAGAACUGCAGCCUGUCUUAUUUAGUUUGUUUCUAUCUACGUACCUGGCCACCCUCCUGGGAAACCUGCUCAUUGUCCUGGUUGUCAUCUCUGACUCCCACCUCCACAACGCCAUGUACUUCUUUCUUUCCAAUCUCUCCUUCGUUGAUAUCUGUUUCAGCACAACCACGAUCCCGAACAUGCCGGUGAACAUCCAAGCACAGAAUCAAAUCAUCACUUACGCAGGCUGCCUGACCCAGGCCUGUUUCGUAAUGAUAUUUACUGGUUUGGAAAAUUGUCUCCUUGGAGUAAUGGCCUAUGACAGCUAUGUGGCCAUCUGCCACCCACUGAGGUACACCAUCAUCAUGAACCCCCACUGCAGUGGCUUGCUCUUCCUACUCUCCUUACUAACUAGCAUUGUGAAUGCCCUACUUCACAGUCUGAUGGUGCUGCAUUUGUCCUUCUGCAUAGACCUGGAAAUCCCUCAUUUCUUCUGUGAACUUGCUCAGAUUCUCAAGCUCGGCUGUUCUGAUACCCGCAUCAAUUACAUCCUAGUGUAUUUUGUGGCUACUGUAUGGGGUGGUGUUCCUCUCUCUGGAAUCAUUUUCUCUUACACUCGGAUUUUCUCCUCUGUUUUGAGAAUGCCAUCAGUGGGUGCAAAAUAUAAAGCUUUUUCCACCUGCGGGUCUCACCUUUCAGUUGUGUCCUUAUUCUAUGGAACAAUCUUUGGUGUGUACGUCAGUUCUGCAUUUACACAUUCUCCCAGGAAGAUAGCAGUAGCUUCAGUGAUGUACAGUGUGGUCCCUCAGAUGAUGAAUCCCUUUAUCUACAGCCUGAGGAACAGAGACACAAGGGGACCCUUGAGGACAUUCAUCAGUAGAAUACUAUCGUAUUAGUGAUUGUGUCACCUGUUUUGGGUUUGGAACUCUAGGAUGGGUCAAAGUGGAAGGAAUGCUGCUGAUCAAGGAUGUCUUACUGUUUCAUGAGCAAGUUCUUCUAAAAUGAUUAGAUAAUAUAAUGGCUAUGUACAUUUCAACUUAUUCACGAUGAGUGAGAAAAUACUGAAGUUGUCAACAAUUUCAUUUUACUUGGAUCCACAAUCAAUGCCUAUGGAAGCAGCAGUCAUGAAAUCAAAUGACAUAUUGCAUUGGCGAAAUCUGCUAUAAAAGACUUCUUUAAUGUGUUAAAAAGCAAAGAUGUCACUUUGAGGACUAAGGUAUACCUCAUCCAAGCUAGAGUAUUUUCAAUCACCUCAUAUGCAUGCCAAAGCUGGACAAUAAAUAAGGAAGACUGAAAAAGAAUUGAUGCCUUUGAAUUGUGGUGAUGGUGAAGAAUAUUGAAUAUGCCAUGGACUGCCAGAAAAUGAACACAUCUGUUUGGAAGAAGUGCAGCCAUAGCACUUACCUUCUAUGGCCCCAGGGUUUCCAAUAGGGUCUGUGAAAAAGAGGAACACCUUCAAUGAGAUGGAUUUACACAGUGGCUACAAGAGUGGGCUCAAACAUAGCAAUAAUUUUGAUGAUGGUGCAGGACCAGGCAGUAUUUUAUUUAUUGUGCGUAAAUGACUUGAUGGCACCUAACAACAACAACACAUUUCAACUUGGAGUUGAAACUUGGUUUUUCUCUUUAUGUAGCUCUGUGGUGUUUGGUAAACUCUCUAAGCUCAGUUUUUUUGGUCAGCUGCCAUAAAAGCAGAGCCUGAGGCAGGUGUUCUUAUUACAUGAUUUUGGGGGCAGUGGUCUGGGAAAGAACGAAAACAGGAGAACGUGGAUAGGGCAGGGAUAUUAUGUAAACAGAGUCGUGGUCAUAGCUAGACACUCGAUUCAGCCUGAUUCUAUGAAUAGAGAAAUACGAUUGGAAAUCCAGACUUAGCCUGCCUGUGAGGCAAGAGAGCUCUUUUUUCAUGUCCCAAUUUAGUAAUCACUGAGACAUAUCACUGGUAAGCCAUAUUUGUUGGAAGCAGCAUCAGUAUCCACAAUACUUACAUCUACAGAAAUGGCUAACUAGGUUAUCUCAAUUGGCUCGAGAUAAUUUUGAGAUAUUUGAGCUUCCUAAGUGUGGAAGCUUUCAGUUCUAAUAAGAAAAUAUAAACUCUGACUCUAAUAUGCUCAAACUAUAAAGUUAUUUCUGAUUACCAGGAAAAGACUUCAGAGGUAGAGAACACACAAGAACAGGAGAGAAACACUUUAUUUAGUCUCCCAUAAGUGGCUUCAUCCUAGAAGUUGUUCCCCUUGCGGUCUCCUGAUUACUACAACAGAUGCAGGUGUCAUAUCCACAUGUGACGCCCAGAGUGAGAAUCCUUACUGUCCUUCCCUGGAUCUUAUAUUAACACACUUUUCCAUGGAGUCAACAAGUGACGUUCCUUCCCAUCUCAUUACUGAGAGUAGAAUCACAGGCCCCUUUUUAAUCUAAUUCCUGGUAUGGGAAAAAAAAAAAAAAGAUUACCGUGAGAACCUUAGGCUGAUGAUUUGAAGUAUAAUUCCUGCUGGGGUGUUAACCCCUAUGACCAAAAGGAGUACCUAUCAAAAAUGCCUGGCACCAUGGUAAAUGUUCAGUAAAACUUUAAAUGGUCAUUGUAGUCCAUGUCUAGAAUCGAUGAUACUGAAGGAAGAAGUUCAAGCAGCACUGAAGGUACUGGUGAAAAACAAGGCUCCAGGAAUUGACGGAAUACCAGCUGAAAUGUUUCAACACAUGGAUGCAGUGGCGAAAGUGCUCACUCGUCUACACCGAGAAAUUUGGAGGACAGCUACCUGGCCAACUGCCUGGAAGAGAUCCAUAUUUAUGCCUAUUCCCAAGAAAGGUGAUCCCACAGAAUGAGGAAAUAAUCGAACAAUGUCAUUAAUAUCACACAUAAGGAAAAUUUUGCUGAAGAUCAUUCAAAAGCAGCUACACCAGUAUAUUCACAGAGAACUGCCAGAAAUUCAGGCUGGAUGCGGAAGAGGACAUAGAACUGGGGAUGUCAUUGCUGAUGUCAAAUGGAUCCUGACUGAAAGCAGAGAAUAUCAUAAGGAUGUUUACCUGUGUUUUAUGGACUAUUCAAAAGCGUUCUUUUGUGUUGAUCAUCACACAUUAUUGAUAACAUUGUGAAGAAUUGGAAUUUCAGGACACUUAACUGUGGUGAUGAGGAACCUGUACAUGUAUCAAGAGGCAGUAAUUCAAACAUAACAAGGGGAUACUUCAAGCAUUAAAGUCAGCAAAGGUGGGCAUGAGGGUUAUAUCUUUUCAUUAUACUUAUUCGAUCUGUAUGCUGAGCAAAUAGUCCAAGAAGUUGGACUAUAUGAAGAACUGAGCAUCAGGAUUGGAGGAAGUCUCUUUAAGAGCCUGUGAUAUGCAGGGGUGACACAACCUUGUUUUUUUAAAAUGAAAAGGACUUGAAGCACUGAGGAAGAUCAAAGGCUACAGGCUUCAGCAUGGAUUACAUCUCAACAAAAAGAAAACAAAAAUCCUUACAAAGGUAAUAAUAAACAACAUCAGGACAAACAGAGAAAAGUUUUUUGAGGUUGUCAAGGAUUUCAUUUUACUUGAAUCCACAAUGAAUACCCAUGGAAGAAGCAGUCAAGAAAUGAAAAGACACUUUGCAUCGGGCAAAUGUGCUGCAAAGGACCUCUUUAAAGUGUUAAAAAGCAAAGAUAUCACUUUAAGGACUAAGGUGCACCUGACCCAAGCCAUAGUGUUUUCAAUCACCUCAUAUGCAUGCAAAAGCUGAACACUGAAUAAGGAAGACUGAAGAAUUAAUGCCUUUGAGUUAUGGUGUUGGUGAGGAAUGCUGAAUAUACCAUGGACUGCCAAAAGAAGGAACAAAUCUGUCUUGGAAGAAGCACAGCCAGAAUGUUCCUUAGAAUUGAGGGUGGUGAGACUUCAUCUCACAUACUUUGUACCUCCUAUUGGCAAGGACAUCAUGGUUGGUAAAGUAGAAGGCCAGUGAGAGGGAGGAAGACCCUUAAUGAGAUGGAUUGACACAGUGGCUGCAACAAUGGCCUCAAGCAUAGCAAUGAUCUUGAGGAUGGCUCAGGACUGGGCAGUGUUUUGUUCUGUUGAACAGAGGGUUGCUAUGAGUCAGAACCAACUCGAAGGUACCUAACAGAAACAACAACAAAAUCUGAGUAAAAUAAUCAAGUGAGUAGGGUAGGCAUUGCAAAGUUUGAUAACCUUUCUCUUGUACUUAAAGCUUGAUAACCUUUCUCUUGUACUUUUUUGCUUUGAUUCCUUCUCGCUGAUUUAUUGAUAAGAAUACAUCUGAGUUUUUGCUUUUCUAUUUAGUCACCACAUCUUGCUGUGUUUCUUACUCAUGUGGAAGCCACACACAGAAACAUAGUUGAAUAAUAAGAAAUCGCUGAUGUCUUAGAGGGUUGGCUGUAGUCUCAGGUCUCUCAAGAAAACCUUUUAAUGUUUCUUUGGAAAGAAAACAGUUUUUCUAUGAAGAAGAACUUUACUUUGAAAAGGAGUUGUAAAUAUGGUGGGAGAAAAGGGAAGUUGGCAGGGCUAGGGGGACCACAUUUUCCACAAACACACACACACACACACAAAGGGGGGCCAUCAGUGAGAAUCAUCUCUAAGGGUGUGGGAGGAGAAUAAUGAAGGUCUCACAGGAAAAUCAAGAAGCUCUUGAGAGCCUUCUAUUCUGGUCAUCACUGGGGUGAAGGAGGGAGAUUGUUUUUAGCAAGCUGGAGGACUAAUCCUUACCCUGACUCAAGGUAUCUUCUAGUGUAGACCUCCCUCCAUUGACAUCCACAGAGCACCUUCAGGCAUGCAUCACCUGAGACCCUUGUUCAUACUGCAGGGUCAUGGACGCUAUCCAAAAAACACUGACUUUGAAUUUCUGGGGAGAUGCCUGAAGGAUGAGAUGAUGAAAUAAAUACUUCUGGAAAUUCUUAUGAACUCUGAGGUCUGAGUAGGGAGGUGCUAAUAUUAGAAGAACAUGGGAGAAUGUAUUUAUAAUAUAGAAUAUAAAAGGACUUUCCUCAAAUUUACUUUGUAUAAUAUCUAUAUAAACUGUACACCAAGGUUCAUUUCAGCACUUUUCACAAUAGCCAAAAGGUGGAAAAAACUGAAAUGUCCAUCAACAGACAAAUGGAUAAACAAAAUGUGGUAUACCCAUAAAGUGGACUAUGACUCAGCCAUAAAGAGAAAUGAAGUUUUGACGCAUGCCAUUACACGGAUGAAUCUUGAAAACAUCAUGUUGAGUGGAAUGAGUCAGUUGUAAAAAGACAAAUAAUGUAUGAUCUCAUGUAUAUGAAAUGAGCAGAUAUACAGAAAAGGAAGA